Messenger RNA from Lacerta agilis (Sand lizard), 992 nucleotides. It is a transcript of the gene GCG, whose product is annotated as glucagon. NCBI's taxonomy places the organism in Eukaryota, Metazoa, Chordata, Lepidosauria, Squamata, Lacertidae. The record is from RefSeq and is a predicted model, not a curated record. Gene Ontology annotation, biological process: negative regulation of apoptotic process; adenylate cyclase-modulating G protein-coupled receptor signaling pathway; positive regulation of insulin secretion involved in cellular response to glucose stimulus. Gene Ontology annotation, molecular function: hormone activity; glucagon receptor binding. Gene Ontology annotation, cellular component: extracellular region.
GUAUAUAUAGAUAUCCGUGGCUGAGCAGGAGAGACUAGCAGACAAUUACUCUUGGAUCCUCAAGGCUUCCAGAAGUCCCUGAAGAAAGAGACAGCACUGCCUUUCCUGCUUCUCCAUAACCCUUCCAAAAUACCUACAGGUGACGAAAAUGAAAAACAUGUACUUUGUGGCUGGGUUGCUUUUAAUGAUUGUACAGAGCAGCUGGCAAAGUGCCCUUCAAGACAGAGAAGAGAAAUCCAGAUCCUUCAAGGCUUCCCAGGCUGAACUAUUAGAUGACUCUAGACAGCUGAAUGAAGUGAAACGUCAUUCACAAGGUACAUUCACCAGCGAUUACAGCAAGUACUUGGACACGAUACGAGCUCAAGAUUUUGUACAGUGGUUAAUGAACACUAAAAGAAGCGGACAAGGACGUGAAGAGAGUGAGAAAGAAAACCUCCUGGACAAUCUCUCAAGCACUGGACUCGCCAGGCGUCAUGGAUACGAGAGACAUGCUGACGGCACCUUCACCAGUGACAUCAGCUCUUACUUGGAAAGCCAAGCCGCCAAGGAGUUCAUUGCUUGGCUAGCAAAUGGAGGAGGAAGAAGAGGAGAUUUCUCAGAAGGAGCCGGAGUGGCCGAAAACGUUGGCAGAAGACAUGCGGAUGGCACUUUCACCAGCGAUUACCACAAAUUCCUGGAUGAGGAGGCUGGCAAAGAGUUCCUGAAGUGGCUGAUGAGCAACAAACCAACUCAGAGAUAGAGCAUACAGACCACACAUAAAAUAUGAAUACAGAACUAAUCCCCCAAACAGAGAGAGACAGAAGAUUGCAGAAGACGCAGAGAUGCCUUGCAUAAAAACAACUUCGCCUUCAGGAGAUGUUUUAAAUCCAAUCCUAAUAAUAAACUUCACAUGAUCCACUAAUUCAAAAAUACUCUGGGAACCCUUCUAGCAUUAUUAUUAUUAUUAUUACCACCACACUUGCUUGUGUAAGAAAUAAAGCUCCCCCAAUCCC